GUGAACAAAUUAUAAUUCAUUGUAUAAUUACAUGUUAAUGUUCUUGAAUGAGGUCAUUAAUUUUCAGGGCAAUAAUUACUUUCGGACUAAAUGCGCUAAAUGGAAAAACGGUGGAGGAAGGUAAUACUAGUUUUGGUCCGGCGAAUGCUACACUUGUUGCCAAGGGUAGUUGGGAUUAUUCGAUUGCUGAAUCGUUUAUUCGUUACACUGUCAACAAGGGUUACAAUGUGUUUGCUUGGGCUCUUGGGAAUGAAUUAGGUGGUAUCGCAAUAGAUCUAUUCAUGGAUGCAGACCAGUAUGCCCGGGACACAAUUGCUCUACGCCGAUUAGUAAGAGAAAUUUAUCGAGCAAAGAUGAGGGCCCCACAGAUCAUGGCUCCUGAUGAUCUCUUCGAACCUGAUUGGUUUCAGCAAUACCUAGAAAAAUCACAAGGCUCACUAAAUAUAAUUAGCCAACACAUCUAUAAUCUUGGCGAUUUGAUCCGGACCUUAUAA
This is a messenger RNA of Erythranthe guttata (spotted monkey flower), 494 nucleotides long. Lineage: Eukaryota; Viridiplantae; Streptophyta; Magnoliopsida; Lamiales; Phrymaceae. The record is from RefSeq and is a predicted model, not a curated record.